This is a messenger RNA of Penicillium riverlandense, 1266 nucleotides long. RefSeq lists its product as uncharacterized. The transcript has a single exon. The record is from RefSeq and is a predicted model, not a curated record. The coding region runs from base 1 to 1266 and encodes 421 amino acids. NCBI's taxonomy places the organism in Eukaryota, Fungi, Ascomycota, Eurotiomycetes, Eurotiales, Aspergillaceae.
AUGGACGAGCGACGAUGCUUUUCAUAUUUUCGAUAUUGCUCCAUUCCUGGCCUCGGAGCUUUCUUCGACUCUCCUCUCUGGCAGAAAAUUAUCUUGCAGAUUAGUCAUGUCGACCCUGCUGUGUAUCAUGCCGCCAAUAUGCUCGGUGCCCUCCACGAAGACUCGGGCGCGAAUGAAAUGCGCUUGUCUGGGGAAAACCUCCAGCGAGCUCGUCAUCGCUUCGCACUUCAGCAAGCCUCGCGAGCUUAUACUCAUCUCUUCCAACGUCAGACCUCGAACGACCCUCGGUACCGGGAAGUUAUACUAGUAUGCUGCCUGCUUUUUGUCAUGUCCGAGUUAUUACUUGGACGGUAUGACAAUGCCUUCCAACAUCUGCAUAAUGGGCUUCGCAUCCUCAAAGAGACCCAGGACUAUCAUUCAACAAUUAGUCUAGACCAUUCGCUAGUCAACAUCUUCGAACGACUCGACGUCGAAUCCGCCCAUUUCGGGCCUGGUACCCCGUUCUUGUUCACCCAUUUUGGAGUUGAUGAUGACGUGCAUACCCUGGACCAUUUUUCUAAAAUGCAAACUGUGUCAGAUGUACACCGAAGCGUGACCCUUCUCUUGAAUAUGGGUAUUCCUUUUCUCGCCAGAUGCUGGCCAUCCUCCGCUGUUGAAAUCGCAGCAGAAUACAACGAGUUGUUCCAGAAGCAGCAACAGAUUCUGUCCCUGAAUUAUGAAUUCCAACACCAUUUUUGGAUAUUCUAUCGCGACUUCUACCAUAGCCUUCGUGCUCGUGACCAGCAAGGCGUUGAUUUGCUUCAACUACAAAGUCUUGCACAGAUCCUCAGUCUGAAGACCUGUCUCAUCAAAGGACCAGUACCUACAAGCUUGACACCGGAAUACAUCAGUUUGUUCUCGGCAUAUCAGGCAUUUCUAGCCAAGUCAUUUGAUCGCCCAACAUUUACUUUGGACUACGGCGUCGUCCCAGGUUUGUGGGUGGUGGCCUCGCAGUGUCCAGACUAUUCAAUUCGCUUGCAGGCAAUCCACACCUUGCAGACCUGGCCCCACUGUGAGGGGAUCAUUAAUUCUAACGUUACCGUCUCGAUUGCUUUAAAUUGUCUGAAGGCAGAAUUACGGACUCGUGGUCAAUUAUACAGCUCGAUUAUAGAUGCUGACAUGGAAGAGGAGCUGUCUAGGUUUCUGUUUGACACAUUGGUGUCGACGCAGCAGGGAACGAACUGGUCGGUCAUUCGCGGAACUGAUCUGCUUCGGAAAUAUUCUUAG